Molecule: messenger RNA, 1317 nt
Organism: Penicillium soppii
Lineage: Eukaryota; Fungi; Ascomycota; Eurotiomycetes; Eurotiales; Aspergillaceae
Product: mannose-1-phosphate guanylyltransferase
Exons: 4
Coding region: 1-1317 (438 amino acids)
Biological process (GO): biosynthetic process
Cellular component (GO): cytoplasm
Molecular function (GO): transferase activity
Source: RefSeq, a predicted model, not a curated record
AUGCUCCAAGUACCAGUGCGGGAACAAGCCCAAGCCUCCACCAAGGCUGUGAUCUUGGUUGGUGGCCCCUCAAGAGGCACUCGGUUCCGCCCAUUGUCACUCGAUGUGCCAAAGCCCCUAUUCGAAGUCGCCGGUCACCCCAUCAUCCAUCACUGCCUGAAGGCGGUGGCGAAGGUCCCCGAAGUUCGCGAGGUGAUUUUGGUCGGAUACUACGAUGAGAGUGUCUUCCGGGACUUCAUCAAGGAUGCCUCGAAGGAAUUCCCCCAACUCCGCAUCCUGUAUUUGCGUGAAUACACAGCAUUGGGUACUGCAGGUGGCCUGUACCACUUCCGCGAUGCGAUCCUCAAGGGCAAGCCUGAGCGCCUCCUCGUGCUCAACGCCGAUGUCUGCUGCUCCUUCCCACUGGGCGAGAUGAUGAAGCUGUUCGAGGAGAAGGACGCUGAGGCUGUAAUCCUGGGCACACGCGUGUCCAACGACACAGCAACGAACUUCGGAUGCAUCGUGUCCGACUCCCACACCAAGCGUGUCCUGCACUACGUCGAGAAGCCCGAGUCGCACAUCUCCAACUUGAUCAACUGCGGCGUCUACCUCUUCGCCACAGAGUGUAUCUUCCCCGCCAUCCGCAGCGCCAUCAAGCGCCGCACCACCCGCCCUCGUCUCCUCUCGUACCCCUCCUCCGAUAACCUAGAGUCUUCUUUCGUCGCCACCGGAGACGACGAGGAUUCCGAGAAGAGCGAAGUCCUCCGUCUGGAGCAGGACAUCCUCUCCGAUCUCGCCGACAGCAACCGCUUCUUCGUCCAUGAAACAAAGGACUUCUGGCGCCAGAUCAAGACCGCUGGCUCCGCCGUGCCCGCAAACGCCCUCUACCUCCAAAAGGCGUUCCAGGCCGAGUCCCCUGAACUCACUCCUCCUUCCGCCACUAUCGUGCCCCCCGUCUACAUUCACCCUACUGCCUCCGUCGAUCCCACCGCCAAGCUUGGCCCUAAUGUCUCGAUUGGUCCCCGUGUUGUUGUUGGUGCUGGUGCCCGUAUCAAGGAUUCGGUCGUUCUCGAGGAUGCUGAGAUCCGCCACGACGCUUGUGUCAUGCACUCCAUUAUCGGCUGGAGCAGCCGUGUCGGUGCCUGGGCCCGUGUUGAGGGUACUCCCAUUCCUAUUGGCAGCCACUCCACCAGCAUUGUCAAGCAGGGUAUCAAGGUGCAGAGCAUCACCAUUCUCGGCAAGGAGUGUGGUGUUGGUGACGAGGUCCGCGUGCAGAACUGUGUUUGCCUGCCUUACAAGGAGCUCAAGCGUGAUGUUUCCAACGAGGUCAUUAUGUAA